AGGGGAAAAGUGCACUUUGUCACGUUUAUUUCCGCUGUAAAUUGGGUCAGCUGCCAGUUGCGAUCCUUCCAAAAAGGGUAAUGCAUGGAGGAUGACAGUUGGAGAGCUAUGCCUUCGCAAAGUGUCAAUCUUUUUUUCAACCGACUCAUUACCGACGGAUGAUGUAGUAGUGCUGAAUAUUGAUGGCGCUGUUGGUUUAUUCUAGUCAUCUUCUACGAUUGGAUUAAGCAAAGACAAUGAGUUACAACGUUUGUCCAUGUUCAACAUGAGCAGCAUCAUCCUCCACCAGGGUAUCCGCUGGAGUAUUCUCCGCCUAAUGACUUUCCACCUCCACCGCCACGCCCGGGAUUCCCAGAUCCCUAUCCUCCUGGUCCAGGACCUUUUCCGCCUCCCCAUCAUCAUGAAAAUGGAUAUCAGGGUUACUUCUAUGAAGGCUACCAAUCGCCACUUUCAGCUGCCCCGCCUCCUCUUCGCCGAUACCACGAAUACGAUGGCUGCUCUUCCCUCCUUAAUGGCCUUUGUGCGGCACUUUGUGUGUGUGUGUAAUUGUGCUUCUGAAGCCAAACAUGAAACACCUGCAGCUUCUCUGUAUGAUUAGAUUCAGUUUCACUCCAAUUCCAUGAAUUUCUAUGUUAAGCUUUUUGUUGUUAAACGUUCAACCUCAAUAAUAUUCCAAGAAGUACAUUCAGUUAUUGCUUAA
Molecule: messenger RNA, 700 nt
Organism: Pyrus x bretschneideri (Chinese white pear)
Lineage: Eukaryota; Viridiplantae; Streptophyta; Magnoliopsida; Rosales; Rosaceae
Exons: 3
Coding region: 257-598 (113 amino acids)
Source: RefSeq, a predicted model, not a curated record